AUGAACAUUCACACGCAACUACCGUCGGACGUGCGGGUGCCGACGCCGGCGCAGUCGUCUUCGCCGUCCCCGUCGCAGUCGUCGCAGUCGGAGUCCUCCGCGAGCCACGCCGCGUGCUCCGACGAGGAGCCGGCCGUGGCGCUGGCUUCCAGCCGGCCCAAGAGGCCGGCUGGGCGGAAGGUCUUCAAGGAGACGAGGCACCCGGUGUACCGUGGGGUGCGGCGGCGGAACAGGGGCAAGUGGGUGUGCGAGCUCCGGGAGCCCAACAAGAAGACCCGGGUAUGGCUCGGGACGUACCCGACCGCGGAGAUGGCGGCGCGCGCCCACGACGUGGCCGCGCUGGCCCUGCGCGGGAGGCACGGCGUGUGCCUCAACUUCGCCGACUCCGCCUGGCGGCUGCCCGUGCCGGCGUCCCGCGAGGCGGCCGAGAUAAGGAGGACCGCCAUGGCGGCAGCUGAGGCGUUCCGCCCUGCAGAGGCCGAGGAGGCGGUCUCUUCGUGUGGCGAAGCCAGCGGAGGGAGCGUCUGCCCCGGCCAAGAGGCGAGUGUGCAUAUUGUACAUGAUAAAAAGGUAAAGCAAGAGAGAGAGAGUGAUUGCAUGGAGAUUGAAGAGUCGACAUCGUUCGACAUGAAGGCUUGGCUCGAGCGUCCUCUUCUAUCUCCGACGCCACAUGAUGCCAGCGUUCGUUUAAAGCAAGAGAGAGCGAGUGGUUGCGUGAAGAUUGAAGAGAUGACAUCGUUGGACAUGAAGGCGUGGCUCGAGUGUCCUCUUCUAUCUCCGACGCCACAUGAUGCCGGCGUUCGUUUAAGCUGUGACUUCGAUGCAGAUGGCGAUGAUCCAGAUGUUUCACUUUGGAGCUAUUCCUUGUGACGACGACGACAACGACGACGAUACAAAUUAUGCAGCUUUUCUUUCUUUCUACAUUCUUUUAUCUUCUCCUCUUAGGUAGGGCUUUCCAUCUUACUUCGAUUUUAUUCCUUUUUCCCCCCCUAUUAUCAGCUCGUUAUAGUGUCUCUGGGUCCUGUCGAAUAGGCAGAGUUCUGUGUCAAUAUGUUUGUCGCGUGUAUAACUGUUGUCAUUACUGACCGGACAGACAGCAUGGGUGAUAAUUGUAGAAAGAGUCGAAAUUGUUG
Eucalyptus grandis is the source of this 1133-nucleotide messenger RNA. RefSeq names its product dehydration-responsive element-binding protein 1F. The record is from RefSeq and is a predicted model, not a curated record. Lineage: Eukaryota; Viridiplantae; Streptophyta; Magnoliopsida; Myrtales; Myrtaceae. Gene Ontology annotation, molecular function: DNA-binding transcription factor activity; DNA binding. Bases 1 to 870 code for a protein of 289 amino acids. Gene Ontology annotation, biological process: regulation of DNA-templated transcription. The transcript has a single exon.